Molecule: messenger RNA, 604 nt
Organism: Lentinula edodes (shiitake mushroom)
Lineage: Eukaryota; Fungi; Basidiomycota; Agaricomycetes; Agaricales; Omphalotaceae
Exons: 1
Coding region: 152-514 (120 amino acids)
Source: RefSeq, a predicted model, not a curated record
GACUGACACGGACUCGUUCGUAUUGCAGAUUAUGCAGCCAAAUCAUGGAAAGUUCAGUGGUGGCUAUUGGAUGGCUGGCUCUCGCUUCUCUAUCUAGUGUCUUUCACUGCUAUUGCGUACCUUUGGCGACCAUCCGACAAUAACAGAAGAUAUGUAUAUCUCGAAUCUCCUCGAACUAUUCAUACUUACUUCAUACUUUUUGAUAUCUACAUUGGCCAUGUCAGAAGAGCUUGCCCAAGAUGAGGCAGAUGCAGAGGACUACGACCUCGAGUACCUGGAACGCGGCAGAGGAGCCAGGGACGACGACGAGGCAACCCUUCGUGGAGAUGAACACGGACAUCCUGUGGGUGAAGACAGCAUUGUGUUCGAGAUUGGGGAUGAAGAGGAAGAUAUGACACCUAUAACAGCAAAAUCAUCAGCUCCGACCCGGCAUCGUCCUGAACGGUUGUCGGGAGAGCAUGCGGAAGAAGAGAGGAGAGGGCUGAUGAGCGAAAAUGGGGGUGGACACCAGUGACCAAGGGACUGCUCGGAUACUCGUAAAAGUAAUGUGUAUAUUUUUCUCUGUUGCUUUCACACUUGUUUAGAACAAAAGCCUGUCCGUCAA